GGAUUGCUCCCCAGAUGACAAAGCUCCCUGUUGUUUUGUGAGGUGAGUGUGGUGCAGGACUCUGUGAACAUCUCGGGGCAGAACACCAUGAACAUGGUGAAGGUGCCGGACUGCAGGCUGGCGGACGAGCUAGGUGGCCUAUGGGAGCACUCGCGCUUCACUGACUGCUCGCUCUGCGUCGCCGGACAGGAGUUCCAGGCCCACAAGGCCAUCCUGGCAGCUCGCUCUCCUGUCUUCAGUGCGAUGUUUGAGCAUGAGAUGGAGGAGAGUAAAAAGAAUCGUGUAGAGAUUAACGACGUGGAACCCGAGGUGUUCAAGGAGAUGAUGUGUUUCAUCUACACGGGGAAGGCCCCAAACCUAGACAAGAUGGCUGACGACCUGCUCGCGGCUGCUGACAAGUAUGCUCUAGAGCGUCUGAAGGUGAUGUGUGAGGAUGCUCUGUGUACGAGCCUGUCGGUAGAGAACGCCGCUGAGAUCCUCAUACUGGCCGACCUGCACAGCGCCGACCAGCUCAAGACGCAGGCUGUCGACUUCAUCAACUACCAUGCAUCGGACGUGAUGGAGACCUCGGGUUGGAAGUCCAUGGUGGCGUCCCAUCCUCACCUGGUGGCCGAGGCCUACCGUUCCCUGGCUUCUGCCCAGUGCCCCUUCCUGGGCCCGCCCCGCAAGCGCCUCAAGCAGUCCUAGCUCCGCUGCCCCCACCCCUCCCUCGUCCUCCCCUGACGACCUCUACCCACCCACACCCCUCCUGUCCUUUACAGCCCCUCUCCUCGUCCUGCGAGCCCAGAGUUACCUGCUGAUUUAAAGGGCGAGAGUGGACGAUGCCCUGUUGAAGAUGCCACCAAAACUCGAGACCUAAAAGUUUAAAUCCCCACCUGGUAGAAGAACUUUCCUCCGUGUUGUCGGAAGGGAGUCCUGGAGGACGUCCAAGAGGCUUUUGCAGGAACUGAUGGGAGAGGAGAGUAGGGGAGGGGCCACUGCUGGAGUUGCCAAACUGGACGUCUCCCCCAGUCUCCGACCGCCCUCAUCCCAACCCCACCUGCACUGUGCUGGUAUGGUGUGAGAGAGGGGGGCAGGAGGGUUUGGGGUGUCCCCAUGUCCAGUCUCCGGUCCAGAUACACUGAGCUCGACCUCAGCCCGGGUGAUGUUGCCUCCAUCCCAGCCCUGUGUUCCACUGCUCAUUCUGUGAAGGACCUUGACAAUUCCCUUAUCCUCAGACUCUUAAUGGAAGUCGUGCUGAAAAGCAGAUGAGCAGUGAGUUUCUAAGGAAAGCAGAGAAGAACGUUCCUGCUCCACAAGUCCUCCAUGCUCUGUCACCUGUGUCCCCAAAACUGACUAAAGCAGCCAAUCACAUUCCCCACCUUUGAGAGGCCCGCCUUCAACCCGGUGACCCUUAUUUCUGAUUGGACAGCUUCAUUGAGGAACCUGGAAGUUGACUGUUUGAGAACUUGACUCUCCCACUAUUGGACCCCUUCACCCCCACCUCUCAGUCAAGCAGCAGAGUGUAAAGAGACUGGAAAUGAAGGACAAUACAUGAAAUUCAACACAAAAAGAUGUACAUGGGAGAUUUUUCCCCCUUCUGUUGUUUUUUUCUCCUUUUUUGUGAUUUCAUUUGAGAUUUAAUUUCUUCUUCCCAUAGCACUUGUGUAUUUAAAAAAAAAAAAAAAAAAAAAAAAAAAAA
Alosa alosa (allis shad) is the source of this 1681-nucleotide messenger RNA. RefSeq names its product speckle-type POZ protein. The transcript has 6 exons. Gene Ontology annotation, cellular component: cytoplasm; nucleus. Bases 88 to 687 code for a protein of 199 amino acids. Gene Ontology annotation, molecular function: ubiquitin protein ligase binding. Gene Ontology annotation, biological process: regulation of proteolysis; proteasome-mediated ubiquitin-dependent protein catabolic process. The record is from RefSeq and is a predicted model, not a curated record. Lineage: Eukaryota; Metazoa; Chordata; Actinopteri; Clupeiformes; Clupeidae.